Octopus sinensis (East Asian common octopus) is the source of this 1113-nucleotide messenger RNA. Its product is annotated as CKLF-like MARVEL transmembrane domain-containing protein 7. The record is from RefSeq and is a predicted model, not a curated record. Gene Ontology annotation, cellular component: membrane. The transcript has 5 exons. Bases 490 to 1029 code for a protein of 179 amino acids. NCBI's taxonomy places the organism in Eukaryota, Metazoa, Mollusca, Cephalopoda, Octopoda, Octopodidae.
CUGAGCUCCAACCUAUUGUACUAGUAAUCUAAAGUGUCAUGUGAGUAUUUCAUAUGGCUCCAGGACAAGAUACACACACACACACACAUACAUACACUCACAUGACCAUAUACACCGACAUAUACACAUAAUCAGUUUAUAUACACUCAUGGACUAACACAUAUACAAUACAUGGACAUACAUAUAUGCAUACAAACUCAUACACAAAAGAAGCACUCAGUCAUUCUCGGUUAAAAGGACUAAUAAUAAAAUAUAGACACACGCAUACAUAUAUAUACAUACACAGCUUCAUAAAUACUAACAUGCUUAAUUACAUACAUAUUUUCAGUUAGAAAGAGAGAAGAGACUAAAUAAACCAGGCAAAUAGGAAUUUGUAUAUAUUUGUUUCACAAAGAAUUUUAUAUAAAUAUAUAUUUUUAUAUUAUAAAAUAUCUUAAACAAGUGCACAGGAUAUAUUCCCCAAACUUACAAACUUCAUCAUCAUCAGCAAUGUCUUCUGCUGGCUAUGGAACCAUACCAAAACAGUCUGGAGGGCCCAACCUGAAUCUUUCAGGAAGAUUAGAUUUGUCUUAUUUAAUGUCCCAGCGUGGAGUUCUGAAAGUGCUACAGAUAGUCUUCACACUGAUUGCUUUCAUCUGUGCUUGUAUCAACCCCUGGUGGACACGUUGGGGCGGUGCAUGGGUGCAGUUUGUUGCUAUUUCUGCAUUUGCUUGGAGUCUCCUGUCUUUCUUCUUCCACAUCUGCAAUGCCUUCAAUAAUCAGAAUGCCCACCGUUUUCAUGUAGCAGAAGCCAUACUCUACAGUAUAUUUACAAUAUGUUUGUUGUCUGCUGGUAUCAUUGCUGCAAUUAGAGCUUACAGCCGAAGUAGCAUAGUAGCAGCCACUAUAUUUACCAUUAUGGCUACUGUCCUAUAUGGCGUUGAAUCAAUUCUUCUAUUCCGUGAUUGGUCAGAUAGUCGUGGCUCAAAUUCUUCAGCUGGAAGACCACAACCAACUACAUCAGAACCACCAAGUAAUCCCAAUGUAUAAGUUCCUCCAGUUGAAUCACAACCUUUCUGUCUCCUUUUGUAAUAAAUAUAAUACAUUUUUUAAAAAACAUUUGAUAUAAUUUUA